UUACAGAUUAGAAAUGUCUGCUCUGGCCCGUAUUGCUCUGACCCCCUGCGGUAGGUCUAUGUUGACCCGGAUGAAUGUCCCCCUAGCAGCUAGAGCUAUGCAGACCUCUGCAGUGAGCCGGGAUAUUGACUCUGCUGCUAAGUUCAUCGGAGCCGGAGCCGCCACUGUCGGAGUCGCUGGAUCCGGAGCAGGGAUUGGAUCCGUGUUCGGAUCACUUAUCAUUGGAUAUGCCAGGAACCCCAGCCUUAAGCAGCAGUUGUUCUCCUACGCUAUCCUGGGAUUUGCUCUCUCAGAAGCUAUGGGUCUCUUCUGUCUUAUGAUGGCAUUCCUCCUCCUCUUCGCUUUCUAAACAUCUCUGUGGGAUUGUAGUUCAACAUUGUUCAGUAAAAAUGCACGAAAUGUAAACCCCGUUUUUUCUCAAAAUUAUGAUUUUAAACUUAGAGUUCAAUUUAUGUAUCUCAUGUUGUACUGAUCAAUAAUAUACUUUGUUGUACAAUGUAGACGAUUAUUUCAGA
Messenger RNA from Eurytemora carolleeae, 515 nucleotides. Its product is annotated as ATP synthase lipid-binding protein, mitochondrial-like. The transcript has 3 exons. The record is from RefSeq and is a predicted model, not a curated record. Gene Ontology annotation, molecular function: proton transmembrane transporter activity. Gene Ontology annotation, biological process: proton motive force-driven ATP synthesis; proton transmembrane transport. Lineage: Eukaryota; Metazoa; Arthropoda; Copepoda; Calanoida; Temoridae. Bases 14 to 349 code for a protein of 111 amino acids.